AAACCUCAGAGGGAUCAAAAGCUACUGGCUUGAUUUUUCAACAAUGCUGCAUGGAUGGGCCCAAGCAGUAGCAUUAACAAGCCUAGACCAGUUGCUAGAAACUGCAUAGCUUGGCACUUGGAGGGGGCUCCGUGAGGGUUAAAAAUAGGUUAGAGAACAUUAUUCCCAUUGCUUUAUUCUCAUUGGGUGCCAGCCUGGUCAGGACAGAGUAAGUGGCUCUACAUCCAUGACUUUAGCCUCCUGCUCACAUUUUCAUAUGCAGUGAAGGUGCCUUCCUGUUCAUAACGUUCUGUGACCAGAAUACCACAGGGCUAGGGAUUUUGCAGAUGGGGCACCUGCGCUGCAAUCUUAUACACACUUACCUGAGAGUAAGCACCACUGAAUGGGAUUUACUUCUGAGUAGACACACCUAGGAUUGUGUUGCUGGUCCUCCAAAUCAUGAUUUAGAUAGGCAGCAGUAGAAGACGUCCCAUUUUAAAGAGGAAUUUAGGUGUUUGUAUACAUAUGGGUUUUUUAAAAACAAGUUGAUACAAUAUGUAAGUUUUUGCUCAUAGUGUAUCAUAACUCUCUUCUGUACGUCCCACGUGUAAAUAUCUCUGUGUGUGUGGAUAGAUAAGUAGAUAAAUAGUACUACUUUGCCAUUUAUAUACAGCUCCGCAUAUACAGUGGUACCUUGGUUCUCAAACUUGAUCCGUUCCAGAAGUCCGUUCCAAAACCAAAGUGUUCCAAAACCAAGGUGCGCUUUCCCAUAGAAAGUAAUGCAAAAUGGAUUAAUCUGUUCCAGACAUGUAAAAACAACUCCUAAAACAGCAAUUUAGCAUGGAUUUUACUAUCUAACAAGACCAUUGAUCCAUAAAAUGAAAGCAAUAAACAAAGUACUGCAGUCACACAAUCAAUCUGUAGCUGAACGGGGUUCCACACAGUCACAAAAACAAAACAAAAAGCUGCAGAAACAAAAACACAAAGUAAACAGCAAAAACAGACAGACCUCAGUGUAACACUCACAACGGAGCACGUUCGGCUUCUAAAAAAAGUUUGCAGACUGGAAAACUUACUUCCAGGUUUACAGUGUUUGGGUUCCAAGUUGUUCGAGAACCGAGGUACCACUGUAUUACCUUGGUUAACCUUACCCCAACCCUGCAAAGCAGGCUAAUAUUGCAGGCUAAAAAAACUGAGGCUCCAGUGCGGAGGAGUUGAGUGUCAAUAAUCCUCAGUGGCAAAGCAAGACUUGUCAGGUUUCUAAGAAUGAACAUGCCUACUGCUUUUGUUGAGAAAUGGUGCCAGCUUUAAGAACCUUCUUACAUAUUUGCAAAGGAUAAAGUUUUGAUGAAUGAGCCAAUAGUAUGGAGUAAUCCUUUGAGCAGAUUUCUCUAUACCAGCAUCAUAGAUCUGCCUGAGUUCCCCUUGACAGAAUUCAGCAUGUAGUGAGCAGUUGAUAUUUCCUUUAUAUAAAUAGAACAGGCAGGUCAGCAUUACUUGGUGUUUAAAAUUAUCUUGGCUUUGCUACACCCUAGAGAAAUUAGAACACCCUUUUAUGCAGACUUAUAAACAUACGCAUUUGGCCAUUGAAAACAAACGGGAAUAUAAUAACCCCCACGCAGAAAACAUGACAGAAGCAAUGACACGGGCCGAAAUUGCUAAGCAACUGAAGAAAGAUUUUUUGAAGGCUUUGCAGUCAAACGACUACAGAACUCUGGAGGAGUUUUUGAAUCAGAAGCAGAUAGAUGUGGACACAGUGUUUGAAGUGGAAGAUGAGAACCUGGUUCUGGCCUCCUACAAACAAGGUUAUUGGCUGCCUAGCUAUAAACUGCAACAUUCGUGGGCCACUGGGCUACACUUAUCUGUUUUGUACGGCCACCUGGAGAGCCUGAGGGUCCUGCUGAAGCACAAAGCGACAAUCAACUGCCGGCCCAAUGGCAAAGCAGCAAUCCACAUAGCAUGCGAAGUGGGCAACCUGGAUUGCAUCAAGAUACUUUGCAGCCAUGGAGCGAAAACCAACUGCUAUUCACUGAGCGGUCUCGCGCCACUGCAUUUCUGUACGACAAAGCUGUCCAUCCCUUGCGCACAGCAGUUAAUCUGGAGAGGCGCAGACGUGAAUAUAAGGACUAACAACCAAGAGGAGGAAACUCCCCUCCACACAGUUGCUCGUUAUGGUAUCCCUGAAAUGGUGGGCUUUUAUGUAGAACAAGGAGCUGCGGUUGACUGUCUAAAUGCCCACAGAGAAACGCCUCUGGCCUGUGCGGUCUAUUGGGCCCUCAAUGGCAAGGAACAAACAUACAGCACAGAUCACCACCUGAUCUGUAGGAUGCUGAUCGACUAUAAAGCCGACGUCAAUUCACGGGACGAGGAUUUCCGAACGCCUCUCCACAAGGCUGCUUGGAACUGCGACCGCGUUCUGUUGGACAUGCUGCUCGAGGCAGGAGCUGAGGCCAACUUCAUGGAUGACAACGGAUGCGGCCCUUUGCAGUACGUCCUGAAAGUGACAGGUGUGCGGCCAAGUGCCCAGCCAGAAUUCUGCUUCCAGCUGCUUCUCAAUUAUGGAGCUGCCAGGAUAUAUCCUCCACAGUUCCAUAAGCAGGUUUUGCAGGCCUGUUGCUCUUAUCCCAGAGCAGUUGAGGUUAUUGUGAAUACAUAUGAACACAUCAAGUCCACAGCAAAAUGGAGAGCAGCUAUACCCGAUGAUGUCUUUGAGAUGUAUAAUGAAUUCUACGAAUCUCUUUUUGAGGUGUGUGAUAACACACCAAGAUCGCUCAAGCACCUAGCCAGAUGUGCUAUUCGAAGAAUAUUGUUCGAUCGAUGCCACAAAGGAAUCCCUUUACUUUUCAUUCCAGCGACACUGAAGAAUUAUUUGCUCCUAGAACCAGAAGGAAUAUUGUACUGAGUUUGUCCAGCAGCCCAAUUCUGUAAAACUGGGGUUCACUUGCAUGGUAAAAGUUAAAAUCCAAGGGUUCCGUGAUAUCACCCAGAACAAAAGGUCAUGGUCAAUUUGUAUACAAAGACUCAUUUUACAUCUGUGGAUUACACUAAGUUCUUGAAUUUGCUGCAGCCUGAACACAAGCCUAUUUCAUAAUCCAUUUCACUCCCAGCUUGUGUUAAAAAGAAUAUACAUGGAACUCUGGAAAAGAAUUAGGUCAGCUUUUCCAUCUGCUUUCAAAUCUAAAUAAUGACUGAGCUAUGCAUAUCAGUGCUUUGAAAAGACUAGCUUUCAGUGACCCAUACAAAACAAAUAUCAUAAAGACUUAUGCGCUAAAUUAAAAGACCAUGUUUUUAUUUGAACCUUUAGAAUUCGAUAUACUAAUAAACAGCCACAUUCUCUGAGUGGAUCCUGGUUUGGCCC
Molecule: messenger RNA, 3337 nt
Organism: Podarcis raffonei (Aeolian wall lizard)
Lineage: Eukaryota; Metazoa; Chordata; Lepidosauria; Squamata; Lacertidae
Gene: ASB4
Product: ankyrin repeat and SOCS box containing 4
Exons: 5
Coding region: 1535-2881 (448 amino acids)
Biological process (GO): intracellular signal transduction
Molecular function (GO): protein binding
Source: RefSeq, a predicted model, not a curated record